UAGAACCCACGCUGCUAUAAAAUCCCUCAAGCGCCGGCGCUGCUUGAACAUUUUAUUUCUUUUCCUUCUUUGCGCCCUUUGGUUCAGGCAGUGAGCGACUUCGGAGCUUUGCGCUCACUUUUGCUGGCGAAAAGCUCUUGCUUUUCCUAUUAAACGAGUGUUUUUUUCUGGUUUCCGCUUUUGUCAUAGACUUUAAUACCAAUAAUUUUCGCCCAUCGCCCUUCCAUUUUGUUUGUGUCGCACCAUCGUCAUGUCGACCUUCUACGGGAGUGAGAAGACACCGGUGACUGCCGAGGUCCAGCCCCAGCGCACAACUCCGCUGGAAGAGAAAAAUGAACAGCUUCACUCAGUGACUGAGUCGCCAGCGACGGGCUCGCAGGGCCAGGCAGAGGAACAGCAGCAGGACCCGCAGGAGGGACGAUUUCGACAACUUUUCCGUUAUAUGCGCACUCGAGAUUUCUGGUUACUCAUCUUGCUAGGUCAGAUCAUUGCGCUCGCAAACAUCAGCUCCUCCACCUUUUCCAGUCUUCUGUCCAAUGAAGGAACCAGUAUCCCCGCGUUUCAGACUCUAUGGAACUACGUGCUCCUCAACCUGGUGUACACAAGCAUUACCAUUUACAAGUACGGCUUCAAGAAAUGGUUUCGGAUGCUGUACACCGAUUGCUGGAAGUACUUCAUUCUAUCCUUCCUCGAUGUUGAGGGCAACUACUUUAUGGUGCUGGCCUACCGCUACACUUCGCUGCUGAGUGCCGAGCUUUUCAGUUUCUGGACCAUCGUCGUGAUUGUGAUCGUCUCGUUCACCUUCCUGCGUGUGCGGUAUCACUUCACACAGUAUUUGGGGAUUUUCCUAGCUUGCGGCGGUCUCGGUCUCCUCAUCGCAUCGGAUUACCUUCGUGGAGCUGAUUAUGCCGCAUCGAACAAAGUUAAAGGAGAUCUGUUUGCUUUGCUUGCGUCCACUAUUUACGCUUUCAGCAAUUUAUUUGAGGAAUUCAUGGUCUCGAAGCGUCCCAUGUACGAAGUGAUCGGCCAGAUGGGUUUCUGGGGUAUGUGGAUCAACGGCGUUCAGUGCGCCAUCUUUGACCGGAGCUCUUUCCACAGUGCCACGUGGAAUGGCAAGGUUGGAGGUUAUAUCGCCGGCUACACCAUCGUUCUGUUCAUCUUCUACACGUUAGCUCCGAUCAUGUUCCGUAUUUCGUCGGCCGCGUUCUUCAACAUUUCCAUGUUGACGAUGAACUUCUGGGGCUUGAUCAUCGGUAUUCAGGUCUUUCACUACACCGUUCACUUCCUGUACCCGAUCGCUUUUGUGCUGAUUGUGGUCGGUCUCUUUGUCUAUUUCAUUAAAGAGAGCAAACUGGGCGAGUCGGCCAAGCCGUGGCUGGGUGAGAACCAGGAACUCGGUGUUGAUGGUGUGGGUACCGCUCGUCGUGCGCAGAAUACUGGCCAUGCUCUUGUUUAGAUCAUUCCGGAGGACCGGACUAUGGUCGUUGGAUGCAAGGUGCGAAGCCGCGAUUGACGUAAUGUGCCGUGUUAAAAGUUCCUCGUGUUUAUUUUCUUUUCUUCCUUUUAGCCUGCCUUUAUAUGCUAUAUGUACUAGAAUUAAGUAAUUACGCAACCAUGACAGAAGGAUUACGAUGACAUGAAUCGUUUCUUGCCUACCUUCUUUGGUCUCAAGCAUUCGGAGGAUUUAAUUCUUGUUUCGGCCAGCAACCAGAUGCCAGGUCCACCAAGUUACCCAGCUGUUGUAGAGGGGAUGAUAGGUGAGAAGGCUAAGGUUGUUGGCGUUCAAGAGCCUGGUGAGACCCCGGAGCUUACAAUGAAUGGAAGUAGGUUUGAUGCUUUAUAAAUCAAAAAUUGUCG
This is a messenger RNA of Aspergillus saccharolyticus JOP 1030-1, 1857 nucleotides long. RefSeq names its product DUF914 domain membrane protein. The record is from RefSeq and is a predicted model, not a curated record. Bases 251 to 1456 code for a protein of 401 amino acids. Gene Ontology annotation, biological process: transmembrane transport. Lineage: Eukaryota; Fungi; Ascomycota; Eurotiomycetes; Eurotiales; Aspergillaceae. Gene Ontology annotation, cellular component: membrane. The transcript is spliced from 2 exons. Gene Ontology annotation, molecular function: transmembrane transporter activity.